Brenthis ino (lesser marbled fritillary) is the source of this 840-nucleotide messenger RNA. The record is from the annotation of a GenBank genome assembly. Lineage: Eukaryota; Metazoa; Arthropoda; Insecta; Lepidoptera; Nymphalidae.
AUGUCGGAAGAUUCGCCUCGGAAAACCGUUCAACGCAAAAAUGCUGAUCAGCGGCACCAAUCUUAUUCCCUAAAAGCGUCAGGGGAUUCAGCUCCAGAAAAAAAAGCGCGAUCAAAAAGCAAAAUUAGAAUACCAAAAAGAUUACGCUACGACUUGGAAAAUGCUUUAGUGGGACUAUGUGAUAUCUGGUUUGAAGAAAUUAAGCCAUAUUUAGUGAGAAAUAAUAUAAAAUUACACGUACACGACGAUAAAGGCGGUGGCAGCGGUGACCGCGGUGAAGUACCCAGCACAUUCAAGUGCUCCCACCUCGAUCCAGCAUCAUCGUCACACGAAUGCGAACUUUGCAAGCUGCUGUUCAACGCAGCCAACAGUAUUGAAAGCGCACUGUCGCAAGCAGCCACUAUCACAGCUGUCCCAGGAGGUUGCCCAAACACGGGUAUGGCGAGGAUUCAAAAUUGUUUGACGUUUUUUUUAGUAUCCUUAUUAUCAGAGCUAGAGGUUAGUUAUUGCAAUAACUGCAAAAAAGAGAGGGCGCGAAAGCCGCGUAAGCGGCGAAAGUGCCAACAAACACAGUUGCGGCAGCCAGUACCGCGCCUCUGUCGUACAUACAGCAUACCGCCUUUAACAUCUCCCACAGAAAAGAUAGCAAACACUUUACAACAAAUAUCUCUUCAGAAUAAUAAAGAUCUCAUUGAUAUAAUUGCCAAAAGACAUGAAAAAAAAUUGGAAUUAUUAUUUACAAGCCCCAGAAAGGACGACUUUCCGUCCAUUAUGAAUUUAUAUGUUCCUCCAAAAGUUAAACGUAAUCCAAGAGAGUUUGAUAAAAUUCCCCCGUGGCGG